CCACCUCUGGAAGACUGCUCGCAAUUGUCCAGGAUGGGGAUCACGUUGCCUGGGCUGUACGAUUUAGAUUUGAGUGGUGAACGACGCUUGGACAGGGUGAGACCUGUAUUUUGUGAUGGAGAAUGGACCACCGUUCUCAAAAGAGGUCAAUUCGGAAAUGAUAGAUAUUUGUUUGACAAAACUUGGAGUGAGUACCAAAAUGGCUUUGGAGAUGCUGCUGGAGAGCAUUGGAUUGGUUUGGACAUGCUCCAUAAAAUGACCACAGACAGGGAAUACGAGCUGAGAAUCCAGUUCAUAGAUCAAUCCGAUCAUUUUCGUCAAAGCUUUUACGACAUCUUUUCGAUUGGAUCACCUCCAUUCUAUUAUUUGAACGUUAAUGGCUUCCAUUCGGGACCGGAUUCGAAGACUCGCGAUGCAUUGACCUCCAUGGACGGGAAUCCUUUCUCCACUUCGGAUAAUGAUCAAGAUAGCGAAGCUGUCAAUUUAGCACAAUUGUCGCGAGGAGGCGGAUGGUUUGGAAAGGGAUACUUAACAAAUCCCUUUGGGUCGAACUUCAAUUUUCGACAAAGUGAUCCUGAUGUUGGAAUCACUUGGACUCCUCACCUGGGAAAUACGGAAUCUAUGAAGUCCAUGACUUGGUCAAUUCGACCUAAAAAGUUGUACGAUAUUGGAGAAAGAAUGAUUGGAUAUGGUACAGGGACUGGUUUGGGAAUUGGCAGGCUCAAGACAUAUAAUUCCCUGGUCAACCCUGGGUCUUUCAAUUUCAACCAGUCUACUGCAAAGUAUUUUGAAUCUAGUGCCACUGGACAUCUCUUAGACGUUGAUCUUCUCCUAAGUUGCGGUGGUUUUUUCGGAUCCAAAACAUGUCAAAAAUUUGAUCCUCGGACAGGAAUUUGGAGUGACAGUGAAGCAAUUCUACCCAAACACCUCUGGGCAACAAUGCAUACCACCCUUCACCAUCAGUUAUGGAUCUUCGGUGGCUCAGACUUUUAUAUGUCAGGGAGCCUAAGCGACGCCUAUGCUUGUAGCAUUAAUCGUUGUUCCAUGGUGAGUCCAUUCCCAUAUGGUACAAUACAAUCGGGAGCUGCUUGUCCCUUGAACAGUCAGGAGAUCAUGCUAAAUAUCGUCACCCAAUCUCAAAAUGGAAUCAAUCACAUGGAUGUGGUCACGUCUUAUAUCUACGACAUUAGUCAAGACAAUUAUAGAGCCAUCUCGUCCCGUCCCACGUUACGGAAUGGUCUGUGCUCUUGCGCUACGUGGAUCAGUCUCACUGGAGACACCUAUGUGAUCCUCAUUGAGAAUCACUUGGGGACAAAUCCAUUAGUGGUUGAUCGAUAUCAUGUUGAUUCUGAUUCUUGGGACUCGCCGCCAGAGUUGGCCUUUCCAUCUAGCCCCCCUUUUUACUUGAUUAACAGAGCAGAUGGUUCGUUACUCGCAAUUGGGAGUGGGGACUCAGAGCAUCUGCUGAGGAAGAUGAAUCCUGACAUGUCUGGUUGGACUUUGUUACCCGUUGGAUACCAGGACAAUUCUAUUCAUUUUGCCUUCGAAUGGCUCGGACACAAGGUUGAAAAUCCCAUCGUGACUGAUAUUACCAGCAGUUCAUUGUUAUUUAACGAAGAAGUUCAAAGCAAAGUCAAUAUCUUGAAAUAUUACAAGAGAUUGGGUAUAAAUCAUACAUUUCGUUGUCCCUCUGGAAUGAAGAUUGAGGAUGAGUCAGGCAAUCUUCACGAUCAUUUGACUCUUGGUUGUCUAAGCACUGGCUGGAGUUCAAACUUGGUACCAAAAACCUGUGUGUUUGAUGCCUGUCCUAUGCCUGGAACCAAUCACUUAGCUGAGGGUUUUAUUGUGAGUUCUUGGAAUGGAGAGCCGGUUUCAGUGGGCCAAACCUUGAAUUUCACUUGCCCAGAUGGUUUGGUAGUAGAAACUAGGCCAGGAUUGUCUGAAUUACCUCUUAUUUGCCAAGAUGACGGAAGUUUCUUAACCCCUAGCCCAUGGCCAAAUUGCGUCACAGAUGCAACUUGCCCUUUAUUGUCACCAACACCCGUGAAUGGCGGUGUGAAGCUCUUCUUUGACGGCGCUCCAUUUGGCCCUUGCUUUGGGAAUCAUGAGCCAAAUACGUUUGAAAUUUCUCCAAUGUGUCCAGAAGUGGAACUAGUAAUGACUCAUAUGGGGUUUACCUCUUCCACGCGUCUCAAGUCAACGUUUGAGCUGAAAAUCACCCCAAUCGCAUCCACACAUCUUUAUGUUCACAUCGUUUUCUCGAAACAAUUGUUGGCUGCAGACUUCGAGAUACUAAAACCAAAUCAAGAGUCUGACCGCCGACUUUCGUUCUCGUUUACUGGGCUCUCAGUGGGCGUGUCAUCAACCCAUUCAUUCUCUGUAUCUCACGAAGUUACUUCUGGCAAAGAGCUAUGCGUUUACCAAGUGACAUGUGGAACAGAUUCAGAGCUUUUAGGUAUCACAGACCCCGCUUUGCGUAACUCCUUCGAUCCAAAUGUGGAUGCUGUUAAAGUGGGAUCUUUGAUUGAGUUCACUUGUCCAAAUUUGACAGCCUUUUACUUUGGGGGAGUCAUUGGACCUCAAAUAUUGAAUUACUCCUGUUUGGAUUCCAAAGUUUGGAACUUUCCAAAUCCUGUGCCGGAUUGUGUCAAAACGUAUUGUGAUCUCCCUCCAAGCGCUCCACUUGAUACAAAUCUAUUGCCUUAUCGAAAUAGCUCUUUUACCAAAGUGGGGGAGUACACCCCUUACGUCUGUCGAGAUGGAAUGCGAUUGGAGAACGAUCCCGGUGAUGAUGUAUUAAAUGUCUUGUGUGGAUAUGACGGACAUUAUGAUCUUCCGAUCAAGUGGCCUACUUGUAUAAGGGAGCUUCAUUGCCCUCCCUUGGCAUCCCCUCCAGCCUUGCUUCACGGGUCUGCUCGCAUUCUAAAUGAAGGUGUUCGUUUUGGUCCGUGUAUCGGUGGUAAUGGCAUCUUGGCUGGUGAUGAUGAUUGCUCAAACAUGAGGUUACAGAUUCACGAACAGACACCACUGAAUGCUACUCAUGUUAGAAUUAAAAUGGUGGUGAAAGUAACUUCAACAACACGUCAAGUGGUAGCCAACUUGACAUUCUCUCGCGUACUUAAAAUGAAUAACAUUGAGGUGCCCAGCCAUGUCUAUGUGACAGCAGGCCAAAGUGACCAUCAAUUGCAACUUUUGUUUGACAUGAUGGAGCCAUAUGACAUUGAGUUGAUUGAGAUAUUUUUCAUUGUUGAGCAUGGUCCAAGCAUUGGGGUGUGCGUCUACAAAGUAAUUUGCGGAAACACUCAUAAGGACCUGGUUUCAAGUCGGACCACAGAAGACUACACUUUUCAUCCAGCCUCUGAAUCUUUGCUUUACGGAGCUAUUGUGGAAUAUUCAUGUGGUUCUUAUGCACUUUUUCAAUUCAACGCCACAACUCUGGAGGAAAACCUGACCUACAAAUGUGGUUCAGAUGGAAAUUGGAAUCUGCCCCUAACCCUUCCUCCGUGUCACCAAUUGAAAUGUGGUUCGAUUCCACAACCGUCUCCCGAGUUCAACUUGGAGCCUUAUAAAUGGGAUGGAUUGCCAGUGGCAUUUGGCAGGGCCUUGCAAUUUCGAUGCCAGAGGGGACAAAAAUUCGAGCACGAUUUCAAUCACCUGUACGAAGAAGCAACUUGCGAAUCAACAGGAAUUUGGAACACGCCCGCCCCUGAUUGGACACCCUGCGUGACAACCAAGCACUGCAAUAAUUACCCAACUCCACCUGAGAAUAUCACGAUCAAGCAAAAAAGUACAGGCCAAGCCUUUGGACAAAUUUGUUUAGGGUCCAGGAAUGUCUCCUUGGGGGAGCCCUUGCCUGGAUCCGAAGCAUGUUUAUCUCCUUUGAUUCGCAAGGUCUCACAAGUCAGAACUACCGACAUGAGAGGGAAGAAUAUGAGUAUUAGCGGAUACACUCUGACUUUUGAUCCAAGCAUUGGCACACACAUCAACGGACUUCUAGCCUUUUCCUACCCAGUCUCAAUCUCCAACGUCGAAUUUAGUUGUGGAAUUCAAUCCAACUUGAGCAUUACAACAUCUAAUACAAUCUUAUCUUUGACUUGCGAUUUUCAUGUGGAUGGUAGAGACAACACCGUCAUCCUCACAAUCAAACAUCCAGUUGAUGAGCCUGAGCCUUGCGUCGACUACUUCGUUUGUAGACCAUGUGAAUCAACCACACAAUGUGAAGUGGAUGCUCAAGAUCUUGAUCUGAAAGAGCAUUUUGACCCCUACAAAUUUGGUUCGAUCCUCAGCUAUCAGUGUCCGCCAGGUUUUGGUUUUGCGGUCAAUUCAAGCCAUGCAAUUCAGGAGCAAGACAUCACUUGCCAAUGGAAUAAAACUUGGUCCAAAUUGUCAUUUUCUUUGCAAUGUAAACCUUUUGGAUGUCCUCCUGCUCGUGUGUUUCAUUGGUCCAAGCGGAUCCAGCUGUUGAACCCUUUGCCAGAGGGCCAUUUGGCCCCCUUUGAUUAUCGAGCGAGGUAUGAAUGUCAAAAUGGCUACAACUUUGACCAUGAACAUUCAUUCCCAGGCUUUGAUAUCACUUGUCAAAGAAACGGAACCUGGUCCCAUUACGAAACUGAUUGGUAUUGUGACCUACCAUCAACCAGAUUUCGGAAUGUACCCCCUCCCCCUCCUCCGAGCGAGGGCUAUUAUGUGAAUUGGAAUAUCAGUAUGCUAGCCAAGACAGCUUAUGGGACAAUCAUAGAAUAUAAAUGUAACCCUAACCGAGCUUUUGAGAUUGAUUCAGGGAUGUUUGUGCAUGUGUUUCAACUCACCGCCUUGUGGAACAAGACCUGGUAUCCUAGCGAGGUGCCAAAUUGUGUGCUUGUCAAUUGUGUGGACCCGCCACUGAUUCGCAACAUGAUGCGACUUUGGAAUUAUGGCCCUGUGGCCUUUCAUCAACAGAUUGAAUAUGUUUGCCAGCCUGGGUUUUAUUUUGAAUCGAGUCGGGAGAGGUAUUCCACAUUCAUCAAAUGUCUACCGAGCGGAUACUAUGAUGCUCGAAACUUUGAAAUGUGUUUUGACACGGCGUAUUGUACCCUUGAUGAACCAGUAGAGAAACCGUUACGUGGGUUCCGGAAUUGGAACAACAACAUUUUCUAUAAGUCGAAAAUCACUUACAAUUGUGGACCUCAUGCUACUUUCGUUUACGGCGAUGGUCGACAAGCCCAAAGGAUUACGAGCCAAUGCCAAUGGAAUCGGACAUGGAGUAUUCAAAAACUCCCGGAUUGUCAAUAUACCCAUUGCAAUGUGGUUCAUGAGCCUCCUUUAGACUCUGGCUUCGUGUUCAACCACCAAGAGAUUGAGUUAUUGACUGAUCUGAACGACUUUCAACGCAAAUCCCCGUUAGUGUUCCCUGGGACCAGGAAAUUCGGAACAUCGCACUCAUUUCACUUCGAAGGAAUACUAACCGAAAUAAGCCACAACUAUAGUCUGAAAUUUGUCGAUAAUCUGUUUGAUGUUGUACUAGACAUGGCUUUGAACCCUGCGGAUAACUCUGUUCUCUUAACCAACAGAUUUAUGCAUGAUUACCAAAAUGAGUCUAUCGUCAUGGAACAAGGUGAUCCCAUCAUCAUUCGAAUAAACGCUAAUUUGGAUAUCACUGCCUUUGAGAUUCAGAUUAAUGACAACACUGAAUUUGACUUCUGCCUCCAAGUGGGCAUAACCACUAUGCAGAUCUCGGAAGUACGCGUGGACGGCGGCUUUGACGUUCAAUACAUUGGUUUUGUUAAAAAGGGAGUAAAUCCGGCCAUUCCAGUUGGAUCAUCACUCUACUUUGAUUGUGAACCAGGCAAAGUUCUCAGCCACAAUUGGCUUAUCAAACCUCAAGUUCAGUUGUACUGCCGAAGCAGUGGCGUCUUCUCAGAACCAAACCCAUGGCCAAAAUGUGUAUCUAUCAAAGAAGCUUACGCCAUUUGGUUGGAAAGCACCGACGAAUUUCAAAGGCUGGGAUUGAGCGGCUACGAUUACAUUUCUGGGCCAGCGUUCCCAGACAAUGAAUUGGCAUCCCGUCACAAUGCAACAUUGAAAUAUGGUCUUGAAGAAAUCAGUCAGACUCUCGCUUGGAAUGAUGCCUGGCUGCUUGGCUGGAAUGGUGUGUGGAACGCAACUUGGAUCAAUGACUUAUUUUCGGAGUGGAAUGACCGAUUGGAUCGUUCAUUGCAAGCGUUUGACUUUUUAGGUGAGUACCGUUGCGGAUUACCUUGGGCAAUUGAGCAUCAUGGACCAACAACAUUAGUGUUAAAAAAUUGUCAUGAAAAUCGAGGAAAUAAAUGCGCUCUGCUUCCAAUUUUACAAACAAUUUAUUCAUCAAUUGUAAAACAUUGAUUUCAUAUUGAUAUAGUUUUUUAACAUGAAUGUGACUACACUAUUUUUGAUGGUAGAUAGAGCAAUAUCGGGAGGGAUGUUCGUUUUUUUUCUGCCCUAAAAGGUGGUAAAAUUUGAGCCCUUCAUCAGAUUUUAAAAUAAAAACCAAAUGAAGCGUAGAAGAACAUAACUUUGGAUAAAAGACAUGAUUAUAUUCGAUAUAUGUUUUGAAGGCCCGAAGAUCUUUGUACAAGACCAAAAAGCCCCCAAGUUGUAGACAGAAUCAAGGUCACCCCAAAAAUCCAGCAACAAGAUAGAGGACCAUGAGUCAACCUGAAUUCUGUCAUGGUCAAUUCAGGUAUAAAGUGAUAUCGGCAGCUCUGGGGAAAAGAUGUUCCAGUACACAAAAAGCGGUUCAAAAUCGCUUCAUAUUCUAGUUAUUUGUUUUUUUUUCACUACAGGCAAAUUUAGAUAUUUUGGAUAAUGUUUGAAGUUGUGUUUGAGCUGCCGGCAACUGAUCACCGAGGGUGUGUGUCAAAAAGUGUCCAUUGACCCACCGGUAUCCACACCGACACAUCCAUGCACCCUCUUUCUAUGGUGAUCUUUCAUCAAACCAAGGCCAGGUUCAUCGAGUGAAGAAGCCUUGACGUUUGGUUGAUAGAAAAGGCACAGUCUCGAGACCCAUUCAGGGAUGGGAGGUCUCCCUUAAGCUUGACCAGAGAUUCUCCAGACAUCAAUCAGUUUUGAGCACGGGAAACGUCUGUCCAUAGCUCAAAGGCCACCUCACACCCGGGUCAUCACAGCACUCGAUUCCGAAACAAAUCAGAAUGUGCAACUGUUGAGCUGGUUCCCAAUUGGGUGACGGGGAUUUGCAUUUUGAAUUUGGCCUCAACAUACACAACAAAGAGGCCCUGGACGAAGCACAACUAAAGAAUGAAACAAAGAGUUACAAGGAGGCUGGUGAACUUGUAAUUCUUUGGAGGAGGAUUGAUUCGUCUGGUGGUGCUCAUGUCGUGUGUGUUGCUCCAAUCUGUACAACCCCACUUGGACUUGGAACGGAGUGCUUGGGAGAUUGGUUCGGAUGAGACCCGGAAUGAUCCGGCGGGGUUUCAUCUAGUUGAGCGGUUGAUUGGACAUGGACUUUUAUUACGUUUUUUGGGGAAGGAGGGGGGGGGGACAACGAACUGAGCACGGUUGCCUGAUGAUCGUUUGAAGUUGUUUCAACAAUAUAACCACUCUAGCCAUGUCCGCAAGAACCAAUCUGUGUGUCGACGUCGCAACCCCCGCGUUCUCAUCCUCAGCGAUCCCGGACACCAGUCCCCGUAGCCUCCGUUCCAGUCCACCGUGAGAAACCCAAUAGAGAAUCGGUGCCCUGGCGUUGCUUAGGAGUCGGGAGAGAGAUCUCCGAAAGCCCCAUUCUGAGCCCAACACAAGUCCAAACAUGACACCUAAGAUCUUGGGUUAGGUGUUUUCAGUUAGUUGGAUCUGCACACACAGAGAGUUAUGUUAUUUUUUGACUUUUACAUCAAUCAAAAUUUGAAACGGUAAUAAUUAGAUUAGAUUGUAAAUCAAAACGAAGUAUGAAGAAACCAAAAUUCUCAACUAAAGCAUUUGGUGGGAUAUUUUUGGCGUUAUUUUUCAACAUUUUCAAGGCUUUGAGAGUCGGGUUAUAUCCAUUUGGGUCCAAAAAGGGAGGGGCCGGGGGAGUAUUACUGAUUUGACAAAUUAGACGACUUCUGUCAGAGGGAUGUUUUUCAUUGAGCCGUAUGCUUUUGCGUUGUUGGUGGCGUUGACUUUUUUGUAUUCAAGAUAGAUGGAUGGUUGGUUGGUUGAAGUGAUGCCUCAUUACAAGUUUAGGGUAAUCUCGUUUUUCUGAGAUGACAGAGUGAUGCUAAGGUUUCCAGAAAUAAUCAUCUCUUUGCAACUCAUGUGUGGAAUAAUAGGUCCCAAACAGCAGACUCUCUUGCUGAUUGGUUCGAUUAAAUCAAGACACAAAGGUACCCAAAGGAUUAUUGAUAUAGAUGAUAUGGGAAUGGGGAUAGUGGAGGUUCCUUUGAAGGGGAGUUUGAGGAUGGAUGGGAUUUUGUUGUCGUGUUUUGAAGUAUGGUCUUUAUGAACUGAGGGGGAAAAAUGAAAAAAAAAAAAACGUGGAGCCUAUUUUGUCAAUAUGGCAUGUGGUAAAGAACAUGAGUAAAUUUUUCAGAUGACAUCAAGUUUUUUUGGAUGUUAUGAAGUCUACAAAGACAAAAUUGAUAAUAAAGUGUUGUUUUGAAUCAUUAGAUCAAUUUGAAGGGAAAGGGAUGGAGAUAAGAAUAGGGGUUGUUGUGCUAUUUCAAACUGCACAAAGAGGUUGAUGUCGAUGUAGUUGUAGUUGUUGUUGUCGUAAUAGUAGUUGCAGUGGUAGCAACAUUAGUAAUAUUAGUCAGUAUAUUGGGAGGGGAAAAUAGUUGCUAACAACAACAACAGGGAAACGGGAAAGAUGAUGGAUAAUAAUAAUUGAAGUUUAAAUUGUAUUAGUAAGAAAAUAUAAUUAUGAUUUAUAUCUGCCCCUCAUCUCAGCAUUUGAAUUAACUUAGGAUAUGCUUGGUAAUUUUUGGGUACUUGCUUUUUAAGGGAUAUUACUCUAAAAGAUUGGUUGAAGCUUCCUUAAGACAUCCUAUGUGUGUUUGUGAGUGUGCCUCUGAGGAAUGGGUAAUAAUUGUCAUUUAAUCAGGAGCCUCAGUUGGAGAAAUAGGUGUUCCUUUCUCAAGGCGAUUCACCGUCGAAAGCGAUCGUCCUCCAAUACCACCCAAACGAUGAGGUGUUGCGUCAUCGUCAUGACUUGAUAGGCCUGGUGGUAGGUUUUGUCCGGGUUUGAUGUUACAUGGCCCACCAAGGACAGUGUUUAACGUGGUUCUGCCUCCCUCGAGGGUUCAAGACAGGUUCCAUUCAAUCGUAUUCUGCUUGGGCUUCGGACAACACUACGAAGAGAUGUCUCAGGGUGACCGCAUGGAGUAAAGUUACCUUAUACUUCAGAUGACCACCCGAAACAGCUAAGGGAUGGUGGAUCUCACUGAGGCAGAGCCUUCAAGAUGGCAUGCACCUCUUCGGCUACAGCCAUGAGGCAGAACUCGAAUUGUUGUCGACUUUGAACCAUUCCUCCUCGCUGAUCUCGAAUAUGUUCCAAAGUGGCUGCAAUGUCGAUCUCUUUACAACCUUUAGCCAUUCGAUUCAGCACCAUAUCGAUGAGGACAUAGGUGCCAGAUCGGCCCACUCCGUCGCUAGAUAAAAUCAAACCAAAAUGAUUAAGUGACAGUUGCGAGGCCUCCCCGAUGGUCGACUUUACCUGCAAUGGACUGCAAUGGGACAAGAUCGUCCUCGAUAGCUCUUAUUGACUUUCCUCCGGAACUCCAAAAGUGCCUUGGUGGAGAUCGGCACUCCGUGGGCUGGCCAAGAUAAAAAGUGGAACUGGGUGACAGUUCGAGUCUCGCCAGUUCUUGUGUUCUUCAGAUACACGGAUCGGACAAGGUAGUCGUCACACCACACAUGCUCGCUCACCAAAUGGACCU
Molecule: messenger RNA, 9887 nt
Organism: Tigriopus californicus
Lineage: Eukaryota; Metazoa; Arthropoda; Copepoda; Harpacticoida; Harpacticidae
Exons: 27
Coding region: 34-6360 (2108 amino acids)
Molecular function (GO): protein binding
Source: RefSeq, a predicted model, not a curated record